AGAAUCUGUCAUAGAGAGAGGUUAUGUUAUGAGAUUAUUUUAGUAAAAUUGAACAGAACACGGAAUAAGUAUACCUUUGGGUACCAACAGAUUUAAAAUGCUUCCCCACAAUUCUCUUUUAAAACGCACACUUCCAAUAGUGGUACAAUGCGCAGGUGCUCAUCGAAAGCCCCGCUGGCUUCCUGUCGCAAAAAGCAAAGUUUACCGAAUCCCAAAGCGCCCAGAAAUAUCAGAGGAGGAACGUAUAGAGUUGCUGCGAAUUAACAACAAUUAUCACACACAAAUGCGGGCCAUUCGACGUUUUUAUCACGAAGAAAUGAUCAAAGAGAAGUCUACAUUGGAGAGUGCCAGUUCAGAGAUGUCUAUCAGAGUGGAGGCUGAGGAAUGGGAGCGGUGCAUCAAGGUGAACGAGGAGUGGAACGCGAAGGUGGCCGCGGAGCGCGAGGAGCGCCGCAGGCAAGAGCUGGCCGAGCGGGAGGAGUAUAUCCUCUCCCGGAUACAGAAAAAGGACGAACUGAUGAGACAACGCAUUGAAAAGGCGUCACAGGAAAUUAGGAAACAGAAGGAACUCAGUGUCACAUUCAACCCGGAGACCCUGGACGAGGCCAUCGACAGAGCCCUGGCCAACCCUCUGGACUACAACUUUGCUAUUGACCUGCAGGGCAACCAAAUACCCGGCCGAGAAACACCAGUACCUCCUAAGGAAAAAGCAAAAGCUGCUACCACAUCAUAAUAAUUGUCUUAUCUUCCAUUUUGCAAGCAUAAAAUAUAUGUGGUAAUGUUAAUAACAUUACAGUAGGAAGAAUUCAACAAAAUGUAAAUAUGUUAUGAAACACUCAAAGAAAGAAUGAGCUUUUAAGUCUGUGAAUG
Leguminivora glycinivorella is the source of this 870-nucleotide messenger RNA. RefSeq names its product probable 28S ribosomal protein S26, mitochondrial (gene mRpS26). NCBI's taxonomy places the organism in Eukaryota, Metazoa, Arthropoda, Insecta, Lepidoptera, Tortricidae. Gene Ontology annotation, cellular component: mitochondrial small ribosomal subunit. The record is from RefSeq and is a predicted model, not a curated record.